This is a messenger RNA of Gekko japonicus, 1702 nucleotides long. It is a transcript of the gene EIF3M, whose product is annotated as eukaryotic translation initiation factor 3 subunit M. The record is from RefSeq and is a predicted model, not a curated record. The transcript is spliced from 12 exons. Gene Ontology annotation, biological process: cytoplasmic translational initiation. NCBI's taxonomy places the organism in Eukaryota, Metazoa, Chordata, Lepidosauria, Squamata, Gekkonidae. The coding region runs from base 52 to 1227 and encodes 391 amino acids. Gene Ontology annotation, cellular component: eukaryotic translation initiation factor 3 complex; cytoplasm. Gene Ontology annotation, molecular function: translation initiation factor activity.
GCUUUUCCGGUCGGCUGGCGUGGGGGAGCUGAGCGUGGCGCUGUCGGUACCAUGAGCGUCCCGGCUUUCAUCGACAUCACGGAGGAGGAUCAGGCUGCAGAACUUAGGGCUUACCUAAAAUCUAAGGGAGCUGAGAUCUCCGAAGAGAAUUCUGAAGGCGGACUUCAUGUUGACUUGGCUCAGAUCAUUGAGGCCUGUGAUGUGUGCCUAAAGGACGAUGAUAAAGAUGUUGAAAGUGUGAUGAACAGUGUAGUGUCUCUGCUACUUAUUCUGGAACCUGACAAGCAAGAGGCUUUGAUUGAAAGCCUGUGUGAGAAACUGGUCAAAUUUCGGGAAGGUGAACGACCAUCUCUUAGACUGCAGCUGCUGAGUAAUCUCUUCCAUGGCAUGGAUAAGAAUACCCCUGCCAGGUAUACAGUCUAUUGCAGCCUCAUUAAAGUAGCCUCCACCUGCGGUGCUAUACAGUACAUUCCGACUGAAUUGGAGCAGGUUCGAAAAUGGAUUUCAGAUUGGAACCUCAACACAGAAAAGAAACAUACUCUUCUUCGCUUAUUAUAUGAUGUGUUAGUGGACUGCAAAAAGAGCUUUUACCCUGGAAAAGCACAAUCUUUUGAUCUGCACAGCAACCUUGUGAGUGACAGUGCAGCAAAAGUAAUGGUAGAGUUGCUGGGAAGUUACACAGAGGACAAUGCUUCUCAGGCUAGAGUUGACGCUCACAGGUGUAUUGUCCGAGCCCUGAAGGAUCCAAAUACCUUUCUUUUUGAUCAUCUUCUUGCCUUGAAACCAGUUAAGUUUUUGGAAGGAGAACUUAUUCAUGAUCUUUUGACUAUUUUUGUGAGUGCUAAGUUAGCAUCCUAUGUCCGAUUUUAUCAAAACAACAAGGACUUCAUUGAUUCUCUUGGUUUAUUACAUGAACAGAAUAUGGCAAAAAUGAGACUGCUCACAUUUAUGGGAAUGGCAGUAGAAAACAAGGAAAUUUCAUUUGACACCAUGCAGCAAGAACUUCAGGUUGGAGCUGAUGAUGUAGAAGCAUUUGUUAUUGAUGCCGUAAAGACAAAAAUGGUGCAUUGCAAAAUUGAUCAAACACAGAGAAAAGUCGUGGUCAGUCACAGCACACACCGGACCUUUGGAAAGCAACAAUGGCAACAGCUGUAUGACAUGCUAAACUCCUGGAAACAGAAUUUGAAUCAAGUGAAAAACAGUCUUCUCAGUUUGUCUGAUACUUGAUUCUUUCACCUGUGAUGUGAUUGCUCAAAUGGAAGCUUAGCUACAGUAAACCGACUCAAUUUGUGAAGUUUUUAUUUGUUUUCAAAAUAUAUGAUUGGCAUUAAAUAAUUUGAAUUCCAGUAUGCAAAAACAAUAAAUUUAAACCUAAAGAAAUCUCAGAUUUGUCCGGCUUUUAUAAUAAUGAAAAAUAGUUUGUAUUCCUGCUUAAGCCGGGAAAGGAGCAGGGAGUCAGCAGGAUGAUAAUAGUGCAAACUAAUAGUAUUCUGUGGCCUUUAAUAACAUUGGUAACUUUCAGGGGGGAAAGUCUAGGGUUUUAAUUUAAAAGGCAUACAAACUGUAGGAAGGUGUACUGUUUUCUUCAUAUGUGAGAUUUUUACACACAUUUCUCGGAUUUCAUAAAACAUGGAUUCAAAAAAAGUUACAUUUCUGCUUUAUUGGCUGUCAUUGGUUUUUCUGGGUUGUCCUCAUACUUUCU